Messenger RNA from Helicoverpa armigera (cotton bollworm), 482 nucleotides. RefSeq lists its product as uncharacterized. NCBI's taxonomy places the organism in Eukaryota, Metazoa, Arthropoda, Insecta, Lepidoptera, Noctuidae. The transcript has 2 exons. Bases 120 to 467 code for a protein of 115 amino acids. The record is from RefSeq and is a predicted model, not a curated record.
GUCCCGGAAGCGCUCAGAAGGUUACAAGCUGAGCUACCUCUAUAUAUUCGUCGUCUCGAGUGCCCGCGCGCAGUAUCGCUCGCGCAUGCGCUCAUUCUCUGACCGUGUAACUUAACAAAAUGAAAUACCUCAUUAUCGUCGCUUGUAUCUUCGGGAUGGCGUAUGCUAGACCCGGUCUAUUCUUCGCCCAGCCUCUUCAGCCUAUUGGAGUGGAGUACGUGUCAGGUCCGGCUGCUGUCCACCCGCAUCCUGCUGUGGAACUGAAUGCUGCCAGCGAAGCCCAGCUUCCCCGAGGACUGUUGAAGUCCAGGGACUUUUAUGACAAUCCUCACAUCGCUGCAGGUUUGGCCAAGGAGUCCUGGUUCACUAAUAAGGAGAUGCAGGUUGUUGAGAGGGAAGCGGAGAAGAUCCCUCGUGAGAGCAUCUAUCAUAUUGUGAAGAAUGCCGGCUUUUUGGAUAGGCAUUAAGAUAGAAAAUUGUUA